Molecule: messenger RNA, 1197 nt
Organism: Python bivittatus (Burmese python)
Lineage: Eukaryota; Metazoa; Chordata; Lepidosauria; Squamata; Pythonidae
Source: RefSeq, a predicted model, not a curated record
AUGGCAACCGUGCAGAAGCAAAGAAAUUCUCUGAGUGCAGCCAUAUUCCCCAACAAAAUAGCGACAGAACAGCAAUCGCUCAUCUUGGUGAAACGGCUGCUGGCCGUCUCCGUCUCCUGUAUCACGUAUCUAAGAGGCAUUUUCCCAGAAUGUGCCUAUGGAACAAGAUAUUUAGAUGAUCUCUGCGUGAAGAUCCUGAAAGAAGAUAAAAACUGCCCCAGCUCCAGCCAGUUAGUGAAAUGGAUGCUAGGCUGUUACGAUGCGCUGCAGAAAAAAUACCUCAGAUUAAUUGUCUUAGCGGUCUACACCAAUCAGCAGGACCCCCAGACAGUUACCGAAUGUUACCAGUUUAAGUUCAAAUACACAAACAAAGGACCCUCGAUGGAUUUCAGAAGUCUAAACAGGGUUAGUAAAUCGAGCAUCACAUGCGCCGAUACGAAGAAAGCAAGUAUCCUGCUCAUCCGGAAGAUUUAUAUCCUGAUGCAAAAUCUGGGCCCGCUGCCUGAUAACGUCUGUCUGACGAUGAAGCUGUUCUAUUAUGAUGAAGUUACGCCAGCUGACUACCAGCCCCCGGGGUUCAAAGAGGGCGAUUGCGAAGGGAUGGCAUUUGAGGGGGAGCCAAUGUACCUCAAUGUUGGGGAAGUUCCCACCCCGUUUCACAUGCUGAAAGUGAAAGUGACGACAGAGAAGGAUCGUAUGGAGCGUGUCGAUAAAGCCAUACUAAAGGAGGACCCCUCCCUUGCUUCUGCGCAGGGCUGGCCCCUUCAUGAAGGCCACAACCAGAAAAUGGAUGAAGAUUUUAUUGCAGAAAACAAAACGGGAGAGCAGAAGAACGCAAACAGAAAGCUGCACCCUGGAGAACAAAAUCUAAAUGGCAAAGAUGAAGAAAAAAUGACAGAAGAACACCAGAACAGUACGAUCAGUGAUUCUAAGGUGGGUCAUUUAAUAAGCAAGACAUCAGAGCUUGAAGUCACCGAGGGCAAAACCCGAAGCGGGAAAAGAUUUCAGCGUCACACAGUCUAUCGCCUGGAUUUCUCUUCCAGCCAAGAAUUCGGUCCCAAACGGAAGAAAAUUAGCGAACCAAAGGAACAGUUCUAGAUCCCCCCUUCUGGUUUUGCCCCGACUUCUCCCCCAAAACGUUUUUCUCACUGUUGCUACUCGUUCGAUGUUUAAGAAGGAACGCGUUGUAAAAGAUUA